This is a messenger RNA of Pyrus x bretschneideri (Chinese white pear), 1164 nucleotides long. RefSeq names its product tetraspanin-3. Gene Ontology annotation, cellular component: plasma membrane; plasmodesma. The coding region runs from base 147 to 1004 and encodes 285 amino acids. The transcript has 2 exons. The record is from RefSeq and is a predicted model, not a curated record. Gene Ontology annotation, biological process: auxin-activated signaling pathway. NCBI's taxonomy places the organism in Eukaryota, Viridiplantae, Streptophyta, Magnoliopsida, Rosales, Rosaceae.
AACGCCACCAUACGACCUCAUCAAAACUCCAAACUUCAGAAGUACAUUCAAAGCACAGCUGCAGCUGAUAGAAGAAGAGAAAACCAAAUCUCCAAACCUUCCAAAAAGGAAAACAAAACCCAGAAAAAAAAAAGAGUGAAAAAAUCAUGAGGGCUAGCAACCACUUGAUUGGACUACUAAAUUUCAUAACUUUCCUCCUCUCGAUCCCCAUCAUGGGCGGAGGAAUCUGGCUGAGCAGCCGCGCCAACAACACCGACUGCCUCAAGUUCCUCCAAUGGCCGCUCAUCGUCAUAGGGGUCGCAAUCAUGGUGGUUUCCCUUGCUGGGUUCGCGGGUGCGUGCUACAGGAACACCUUUCUUAUGUGGGCGUAUCUAUUCGUCAUGUUCUUCAUCAUCGCCGCCCUCAUCGGCUUCAUCAUCUUCGCCUACGCCGUCACUGACAAGGGCUCCGGCAGGGCGGAGAUGAAUAGGGCUUACUUGGAUUACCACCUGCAGGACUAUUCCGGCUGGCUGGAGGAGCGCGUGGCGGAUAAUAGCUACUGGGGGAAGAUUGCUUCUUGUGUGAGGGACUCAAAAACCUGUAAAAAGAUGGGGAGGACUAUGAAGGGUGUGCCUGAGACUGCUGACAUGUUCUACAACAGAAACCUCAAUCCUAUCCAGUCUGGCUGCUGCAAGCCCCCUACAGAAUGUGGCUAUAGCUAUGUGAACGAGACAGUCUGGACCACCGGAGGAGGAUUGGUCGGGACCAAUCCGGACUGCACGAUGUGGAACAAUGACCAAGAGCAACUCUGCUAUUCCUGCAACUCUUGCAAAGCUGGUGUCUUGGCCAGCAUCAAGAAGAGCUGGAGGAAGGUCUCUGUGAUCAACAUUGUUGUGUUAAUCAUCCUAGUUAUCUUCUAUGUGAUAGGUUGUGCAGCAUUCCGAAACAACCGUCGGAUGGACAACGAUGAACCCUACGGGCAGGCGCGGAUGACAAAAGCACAACCAAGUGCUUUCCAACUUUAAUUACAAUGGUAGAGAAUUUAAUACGUGGAAAAACUAUGUGAAAAGUGUAUGUUAAAGGCAUUUCGGGGUUGCAGUCAUGGGGUUAUUUGUCUAGUCAAGUGAACAUCAUGAAUUUGGUUUUAUUUUUGAUAAUUUGGCUAUGUGAAUUAUUGACACUCUA